AUGGAGAAAGAGAGCAGCCAACAAGUCGCCUUCUUUAAGCAUCAUUUAAGCCUUUUCAAGAAAGCUAGCGAGCUUUCCAUUCUAUGUGGAGCUCAGGUGGCGGUGAUCGUUUUCUUGCCGGGAAACAAGGCCUUCUCAUUUGGCAACCCAAGCGUGAACGCCGUUGUUAACCAAUUCCUAACUCAAAAUCGGUCCUUGGAAAAGAAGAAUGACCUGAUCAUCGAGGCUCAACAGAACGCCACCAUGAUGGAGCUGAGCCAGCAGUUGAACCAUGUGGAAAACAUGCUUGAGGUCGAGAGGCAGCGGGGCCAAGCGUUGGACCAGAUGAGGAUUGCUAGUCAAGGAGAAUUUUGGUGGGAGCAACCGAUCGAUAAGAUGAACAUGGAGCAACUAGAGCAGAUGAAGACAAACUUGGAGGAUCUGAAGCACAGGGCCAUCAAGCAGGUGGAAAAGCUAACACAAGAGCAAGCUGCUAGUCAUUUCAAUACUUUCAUGGCAGGGUCAAGCUCUCUGGGCAAUGGUGGCAACGUGACAUCGUUUCUUGUAGGCGGAGCCAAUGAUGAUCCUUCAUCGCUUGUUACUGGGCGUGAUUUUUCUGGUGCUCCAUGUGAUGUCAAGGCUUCAACCUCUGCUCCUUCAAUUGUUCCUUGA
Diospyros lotus (date-plum) is the source of this 651-nucleotide messenger RNA. Its product is annotated as agamous-like MADS-box protein AGL61. Gene Ontology annotation, molecular function: protein dimerization activity; DNA-binding transcription factor activity, RNA polymerase II-specific; RNA polymerase II cis-regulatory region sequence-specific DNA binding. Gene Ontology annotation, biological process: regulation of transcription by RNA polymerase II. Bases 1 to 651 code for a protein of 216 amino acids. The transcript has 2 exons. The record is from RefSeq and is a predicted model, not a curated record. NCBI's taxonomy places the organism in Eukaryota, Viridiplantae, Streptophyta, Magnoliopsida, Ericales, Ebenaceae.